CGCUAGAAACCACUUCCCCCCCCCUUCCACACACCCACCGAGUCCUCCUGGUUCGUGAGGCCGGAUCCGAGGCACCAUGUCCGGCCGCUGGUGGAGCAGCGCCGCGGUGACCCACCUGCUCACGGCUCUGUUCGGGAUGGGUUCGUGGGUUUCCGUCAACAGUCUGUGGGUCGAGCUGCCGGUGGUGGUGCGGGUUCUACCGGAAGGAUGGAACCUUCCGGCCUUCCUCUCCGUGCUCAUAGCGUUUGGGAACCUGGGUCCCAUCGCCGUGACGAUCACGCACCACUGUGCCCCGGGCCGUCUGAACGAGCGCCUGCUGAUCCACGCCAUCCAGCUGCUGGCCGUGGUGGCGUCCGCGCUCCUCGCCAUCUUCUGGUCGCACACGGUCACGAUAGCGGGAGACGAGAGGUCGCUGCCCUUCCUGCUCUUCACCUUCGUGCUGUCCCUGGUCUGCUGCACGUCCAACGUCACCUUCCUGCCCUUCAUGUUCCACUACCCGCCCCAGUACAUCCGCACCUUCUUCAUCGGCCAGGGCCUCAGCGCCUUGUUCCCGUGCGUCGUGGCGUUGGGACAAGGCGUCAGCAGACUGGAGUGUACCACGGUGAAUGGGACGGUGCAGCCACAGUAUUUCGAGGAGAAGUUCCCCGCCCAGAACUUCUUCUGGUUCCUGUUCGUCAUGCUCUCGAUCUCGGCUGCAAGCUUCCUGGCGUUGACGCGGAGGCAGCUGGAACCGACGCCCGGCGAGCCGCCCCAGGCGUCGGACGCCGCGGAGCCGGUGAAGAGCGGCGAAGAGACACACCCCCUGCGGAACGGAGGGACGCCGGUGUCUGAGGAGCAGGUGCAGCUGGAGGAGCAGCAGCCUCCGCUGGCUCAGACCUUCUGGACGUCACACAACAUCUACCUGCUGGCGCUGCUCGCCGUCUCCAACGCCCUCACCAACGGCGUCCUGCCGUCCGUGCAGAGCUUCACCUGCCUGCCCUACGGCAUCAUGACCUAUCACCUCUCUGUCGUCCUCGGCAACAUGGCGAACCCCGUGGCCUGCUUCCUGGCCAUGUUCUUCGUCCUCAGGACGGCCACCGGUCUGGGCUUCCUGUCGCUAGCGGGGGGGGUGUUCGCUGCAUACCUGGUGGCGUUAGCAGCUCUCAGCCCCUGCCCUCCGCUCCUGGGGAAUCCUGCUGGCGUGGCUUUAGUGGUCGUCUCCUGGAUCAUCUUCACCGGCCUCUUCUCGUACCUGAAGGUGGUGAUUGGGACUCUGCUUCACGAGAAGGGCCACGCCGCCCUGCUGUGGUGCGGCAUCUUCAUCCAGGCCGGCUCCCUGGUCGGGGCCCUCAGCAUGUUCCCCCUGAUCAACGUCUACCACGUGUUCUCCAGCGCUCAGGACUGUGUGGACAACUGCAGUUAACAGGAGAUACCUCAGGGUUCCCACAGACUGGUUUUGUUUUUAGGCUCCUGAGUGAAACAGAGGAUCAUGCCACCGUCCUGAGAGGCUUCCUCCCCCGACUCGAGGCCCCGGAGCCUCAGGGAAGUGGAAUCACGAUAAUGGGAGCUCUGUGUUUCUGCACAUGACCGAGGGGAUGUAACACACGUAUGAUGCAGUUACACCACAAGAGCUUUGUGUGGGUCUUUUAUAACGAAUCCCUGUAGUUGAAGAAGGAGCCGCAGCUGAUGAUGAUGGAGGUUUUCCCUCUGAGAUCAUGUGAAAAGUUAUUUACUCAGGGACACAAUCAUGAACUUGUUCGUCCACAUCUGUUGCUCCUGGAGCCGAGUUAUGUGAAGGAUGCAAACUACUACAAUUGUUUUGUUUUUAUUUCAUUUUCAAAUGUCUGACUUCAGCUUCCUACAUCUGCGGCUCAGGGUCAAGUCAGUAUUAUGUGUGAAAACCGUGACUUCAGAACGACUCUACAAAGAUGCUGUGACGUUUCUUAUUUCAAACAAUGUUUAACCCUCUUUUCUCGUAAUGUUUUAUGAAAUAGUUUUACAUGGUUUUGCUGGUUGUUCAUUCUGGGAUGUUCUGCCACCUGCAGGGAACAAUAUCUGUCCGUGAUGAUGAAUAGCAAAGCAAUUAGUGGACGGUUUUGGGAAGCAAGGGAUUUUAUCAAGUCAAUCUUUGAUUUGCGUCUUGACCCUGUGAGUUAAAUCUGUCACCCGACUACAGAACAGAUGCUUUACUACGUUGAACCAAAAGGAAACGAUAACACUUGUCAAACGUGCCUCAACUUCAUGCCUGAAAUCCUGUUUUUUUGUUUUUUAUCUUUUCAAUAAUAUAUCAGGUUUUUUUAAUGUGAAUUAUUCACAAAUGUGGCCUUUUUGUUGAUUUAAAAAAAAUAUGAUUGUAAUGUAAACAUACAUCUUGACAUUAAACAGCUGAUGUUGGUGAACGAA
This is a messenger RNA of Limanda limanda (common dab), 2382 nucleotides long. It is a transcript of the gene slc52a2, whose product is annotated as solute carrier family 52 member 2. The transcript is spliced from 4 exons. Gene Ontology annotation, molecular function: riboflavin transmembrane transporter activity. The coding region runs from base 77 to 1402 and encodes 441 amino acids. Gene Ontology annotation, biological process: riboflavin transport. Gene Ontology annotation, cellular component: plasma membrane. The record is from RefSeq and is a predicted model, not a curated record. Lineage: Eukaryota; Metazoa; Chordata; Actinopteri; Pleuronectiformes; Pleuronectidae.